Molecule: messenger RNA, 1599 nt
Organism: Amorphotheca resinae ATCC 22711
Lineage: Eukaryota; Fungi; Ascomycota; Leotiomycetes; Helotiales; Amorphothecaceae
Exons: 5
Coding region: 1-1599 (532 amino acids)
Biological process (GO): glycerophospholipid biosynthetic process; lipid modification
Cellular component (GO): membrane; endoplasmic reticulum
Molecular function (GO): 1-acylglycerol-3-phosphate O-acyltransferase activity; 1-acylglycerophosphocholine O-acyltransferase activity
Source: RefSeq, a predicted model, not a curated record
AUGUUACCCUACAUCAACGCUCCAUUUCAGCAUGUUGCUGGUAUCCUAGGAGCUACAACAGAUGAGCUCAAGCUCAUAGGAUCUUUCCUCCUCUCGUAUCCGCUGGCUGGCUUACUCAAGCGUGUCCCUGAUGAGAAGCCUGCUCUGAAGAAUCUCUUCAUUAUUGGUGUCUCUUUAUUUUAUCUUGUUGGUCUCUUCGAUUUAUGGGGCGGCCUCAGGACAUUAGCGAUAAGCUCAGUAGGGGCAUAUUGCAUCGCCGAAUAUAUAAAGGGGCCUUUUAUGCCAUGGAUCAGCUUCGUGUUUCUGAUGGGCCAUCUGUCAAUAAACCAACUCGCGCGUCAAUUCGUGAAUGACCCAGGAUCGGUAGACAUCACAGGCGCCCAGAUGGUUUUGGUUAUGAAGCUUACAUCGUUCUGCUGGAACGUGGCAGAUGGUAGAUUGCCAGAGAAGGAUUUAUCAGAUUUUCAGAAGGAGAGAGCCAUCAAACAACUCCCAAGCCUGCUCGACUUUGCUGGUUACGUUCUUUUCUUCCCAUCUCUUUUUGCCGGACCCGCAUUCGACUACGUCGAUUACAGGCGAUGGAUCGAGACGACGAUGUUCGAAGUUCCUGCUGGAGUUGACCCAUCAAAGAAGCCUCCCACAAGAAAGAAGAGGAAAAUCCCUCGAAGCGGGACUCCCGCAGCUUGGAAGGCUGCUAUUGGGAUUUUCUGGAUCCUUCUAUUCCUUAAGCUGUCUGGCAAAUAUUACCCAGACCUCUUAAUAGCCGACAAAUACAUGACCUAUGGCUUCGUCCGUCGAGUCUUGACUCUUCACAUGGUCGGGUUUACCACUCGUCUAAAAUACUAUGGUGUUUGGUCAUUGACAGAGGGUGCUUGCAUCCUUUCUGGUCUUGGCUACAAAGGCGUGGACCCCGUGACCGGCAAGGUGUCUUGGGACAGACUCCGGAACGUAAGCCCGUGGGGUGUGGAGACUGCUCAGAAUACCCGUGCGUAUUUGGGGAGCUGGAACAUCAACACGAAUAGUUGGCUUCGAAACUACGUCUAUCUUCGAGUGACCCCCCGCGGAAAGAAGCCUGGGUUUCGAGCCAGCAUGGCCACCUUUGUUACAAGCGCAUUCUGGCAUGGAUUCUAUCCAGGUUACUAUCUAAGCUUUGUCCUUGCCAGUUUUGUUCAGACAGUUGCAAAGAAUUUCCGCCGCUACUUUCGGCCAUUCUUUCUAGAUCCAAAAACCUCACAACCCACGGCUACCAAGGUUUACUAUGAUAUAUUCUCUUGGUUGGUGACACAACUUGCUUUCUCCUUUAUCACAGCUCCUUUCGUGCUUCUGACUCUCCCGGCAUCGCUCCUCGUCUGGUCCCGCGUUUACUUCUACGCCAUAAUCGGAACAGCUCUCUCAACUGCAUUUUUUGCAUCACCGGCCAAAGCGUAUCUCAUCAAAAAGCUGAACGAGAGAUCGGGAGAAAAAGGUAAACUGCAGAGAACACAAAGCCAAGAAAGCCUUGCUGGCAAGGAACCUGUCCUGGGUCUGCCUCCGGAUCCACAGCAAGAUCUGGAAGAGGUGGUCCGGGAGGUGAGAGCAGAGAUGGCAGCAAGGAAAUGA